GCUUUUUGUGCUCGUUGAAUCGCAGAAUACACUUUGCCAGAUAAGCAUUUAACUGGCAUUUUAUUGUCAUGGCUAUUCUUCAUUUUUGUGUCCGAGGUUUACGACCGCUGUGUAAGCAGGUCUUUCGUCGUUAGUAAAUGCGAUUUGUAGUACACAAAAGUCCUGAUCUGAGAAAGAAAACCAAGCGGUUAUUUAAAGUUAAAAUACUAACGAGGGAAUAAAACUGAAGGAAACGCGUAGUUGCUUUCUCUUUCAUCUCAAAGCCUAACAAUAUGCCAGAAAAGCAGAUCGAGAGCCCAAACUUGUCGUCCGCCAGGUUUUCCUCAUUUCUUAUUGAAAACCUUUUGAGAUCAAACAGAAACGAAAAUAAAAAGGAAAGUAACUGGGAUCCACCAGAAGGUAGUCGCAAAAAGAAGCAUUUUUUCGGUGGAGUUGUCAUCAACCAUUGUAAUCAGAUCUGCUGUAUGCUUUCUAACGAUGGAUUUAGCACACACGGCCACUCGCUUGGACAGAACAAUCUGGAGUGGUACAGAGAGUCAACGAUUAGACCUAAACUGUACACUAGGAGAGAAAGUGCAAAUGACGGUGACUGUGAUUUUGAGGAGCUGCCAGCCAGCGACCGAGACUCGCCUGUGAUUUCUGAAUCGGUGGAAAACCAGGAAGAAGGAGAUGGAAAAUCGUUAAGCAGCGUUGAAGAAGAUACAGAUCCUGAUUAUGUUGAAAUGGCGGACCAGGGCAACACUGAGGCAAAAUCUGCUCGUAAGAAAAAGACCCGAACAGUUUUCAGCAGGAGUCAAGUUUUCCAGCUGGAAUCAACGUUUGACGUAAAGAGAUACCUCAGCAGCUCAGAAAGAGCAGAGCUUGCUGCAUUGCUACAUCUUACCGAAACACAGGUCAAAAUCUGGUUUCAAAACAGGCGAAACAAGUGGAAAAGGCAGUUAGCAGCGGACUUGGAGUCGGCAAAUCUUUGCCAGUCUCCACAGAGGAUUGUCCGAGUUCCCAUUUUGUACCGUGAGACUUCUGCCCCGAUCGCACUGAGCUUCAAUUUGCCUCAGGUUACUCCAUCAUUAAUUAAUUUUCAGAAUUCUACAUCUUACCCCGUUUCAUUCCACCCUUCAGCUUCUUUAAUAAGAUCUCACAUCCAAGGGCUCAUUUAAACGCACAGUUACAUGAAUAUGAUGAUUUUAUGGGGUCUUACUUCUAAAAUUGUGGUUUCAUGUGAUUCCAAAAGCAAUAUGCAUAUUGCAAAAUACCUAAAUAGACAGUUAAGAAAAGUUAACGUUGGAAAUAAGACAAAGUACUUUGGGACACCGUUAUCUUAUAUGCUAAUCCUAAUAACCUUUUACUAUUCUUUAUGUAAAUUGAUUUACUUUGUGCAUAAUCGCAUUACAUUUAAUUAUGUUUUAGUCUAUACUAUAGAAACUCACUAUAAUAAUAGAUAUAUUUUAGAGAGCAUGUGAUGAAAAACUGCAUUUGAAGUGAAAUGUUACUUAUGAAAAGUACCUUUUUUACAGAUCAGUAUCUUAAUUUGACACAUUUUCAUUAUCAAAAGUGAAAGGAAUGCAACAAAAUAAAAAGAAUAAAAUAUA
Polypterus senegalus (gray bichir) is the source of this 1589-nucleotide messenger RNA. RefSeq names its product H6 family homeobox 1 (gene hmx1). Gene Ontology annotation, cellular component: nucleus. NCBI's taxonomy places the organism in Eukaryota, Metazoa, Chordata, Cladistia, Polypteriformes, Polypteridae. The record is from RefSeq and is a predicted model, not a curated record. The coding region runs from base 273 to 1157 and encodes 294 amino acids. The transcript is spliced from 2 exons. Gene Ontology annotation, biological process: negative regulation of DNA-templated transcription; regulation of transcription by RNA polymerase II. Gene Ontology annotation, molecular function: DNA-binding transcription factor activity, RNA polymerase II-specific; RNA polymerase II transcription regulatory region sequence-specific DNA binding.